Molecule: messenger RNA, 2486 nt
Organism: Anopheles moucheti
Lineage: Eukaryota; Metazoa; Arthropoda; Insecta; Diptera; Culicidae
Gene: pelo
Product: protein pelota
Exons: 8
Coding region: 201-1364 (387 amino acids)
Biological process (GO): RNA surveillance; nonfunctional rRNA decay; nuclear-transcribed mRNA catabolic process, no-go decay
Cellular component (GO): cytoplasm
Source: RefSeq, a predicted model, not a curated record
ACUUUACCAAAACAGCAAAUAUUUUCGAACGUGGAAACUUUCGGUCGACGUGCUCUUGAUGCGAUCAAAACAAAUUACCGGCAAAAAUGUGCAGAACUUUACCGAGAGCAGCCUACCGCCAGCACUAUUUGUGACCGCCUAAUGACUAACCGUAACUAGAACCCAAACUAGCAAGCCGACAACACAGUGUAUCUUCAACGAUGAAGCUGGUCCGAAAGAACGUCGACAAAACGGGUGAUGGGAGUAUAACCCUGGUACCCGAAGAACCGGAGGAUAUGUGGCAUGCGUACAAUCUCAUCGCUGAAGGCGAUCAAGUGCGUAGCAGCACUAUUCGAAAGGUACAAAAUGAAACCGCUACAGGCUCUUCUAGCAGCAGCCGCGUUCGAACAACACUAACGAUUGCCGUCGAAACGAUAUACUUUGACACGCAGGCACAGGUACUGCGCUUGAAGGGUCGCAACAUAGAGGAAAAUCAAUUUGUAAAGAUGGGAGCAUACCAUACGAUCGAUCUCGAGUUGAACCGCUCAUUCACACUCAUGAAGCCAGAAUGGGACACGAUCGCGCUGGAACGCAUCGAAAUGGCUUGUGAUGUAACGCAAAAUGCGGACGUAGCCGCGGUGAUCAUGCAGGACGGGUUGGCCCAUGUUUGCCUGAUAACGGCCAGCAUGACGCUGGUACGAAGCAAGAUCGACGUGGCGAUUCCACGCAAACGCAAGGGAAACGUCCAGCAGCACGAGAAGGGUCUGAACAAAUUCUAUGACGCCGUUAUGCAGGGUAUACUGCGGCACGUAAACUUCGACUUGGUGAAAUGCAUCCUGAUCGCGUCACCCGGCUUUGUGAAGGAUCAGUUCUACGAGUAUAUGUUCCAGCAGGCUGUAAAGACUGACAACAAGGUGCUGAUAGAUAAUAAAAGUAAAUUUAUGCUGGUUCAUUCAUCGUCCGGAUUCAAGCAUUCUCUCAAAGAGGUGCUACAAGAUCCAACCGUGAUCGCAAAAAUGUCCGACACUAAAGCGGCAGGUGAGGUGAAAGCGCUGGAAACUUUCUACAAUACGUUGCAGUUCGAACCGGCAAAGGCUUUUUAUGGCAAAAAGCAUGUUUGCAAGGCGGCUGACGCACAAGCAAUUGAAAUGCUACUGAUUUCGGACAAUCUAUUCAGAUGUCAGGACGUGGCUACACGCAAGGAAUACGUUCAGCUGGUGGAAUCGGUCCGUGAUUCGGGUGGUGAGGUGAAAAUAUUCUCCAGCAUGCACGUCUCGGGUGAACAACUCGCACAGCUAACCGGUGUGGCAGCAAUCCUGCGAUUCCCUAUGCCAGAACUCGAGGACAGCGAUAAUGAAGGCAGCGACGGUUCGGAUUCAGAAUGAACAGGGAGCAGAAGAUUAAUACCCAGACACGGAUGUCCUAGCCGCCCGUACGCGCAUAUGGCUUAAUGGUGGAUGGCUUAAUUGUACGUAUUCGUUUUAAAGUGUAAUUAUGCGAGGUCAUAUAGGUCAUGUAAUAGGCACCAAUAGAUUCAGAGGGUUUGUGUUUUAUAUUUUUCAUGUCAGCAAUGUAAUACUUUAAAUAUUCAAACUAGUUACGGAUAAAGUUCCUUCUACAACUUGAACGGAAUAUUAGCCAGGGGCGCACCAUUAGGCGAAUAAACGGUUGACAAGAGGGACAGCAUAAAGGACAAACUCCACUAGCAAAACAAUUAAAACAAGCAGAUGGGGAGAGGACUUUUAGAAACCUUUUUUCUCUCAUGCCUUCCGUUAAAUCCUUUACUGGUUGUUGGCAGGCACUCCAACAGGCUGCUUAUUCCGCUCUUAGGAAGAUUCGUCUCUGAUGCUUACGCUAUAUUUUUUAUCAACACAUUAAUCAAGAAUACAGAAAAGAAAAGAUCAUAAUUGCUGACUACAAAUUAACAUCAGGGACACAAGCAAUAUUAGCUAGGUAUUACAUCCACUAGACGACAAGCUCUGUUUUGCGGUUCUAAAAUUCAUGUUGGUAUAAAAGUAUGCUCGGCCCUAUUAAAAAUUUCAAUUUAUUCAUCCUUUUCCUGUUCUAUUUUUGCCAAUGAUUAGAAAGAAGUUACGGAAAUGAGCAAAAGCACAAUCAACCCAUUUGAAUUGCCAUGUUACUACCAUUGAUAUUAUACGCGAUCACAGCAAAGCGGGAUGACAAAACGACGUGUAGGAUAUUAGGGAAAUGAAAUUCAACCGACCUCAGGAUGAUAGCUACACAGAAUGCGAUUUUAUCAUGUCUAUACUGUAAAUAAAUGUACCGUUCCGAACAAAAUGGAAACACUCAAAACGAUAGCUACAUGUUGCAGCCUUUUAAACUAGGAAAAGUACUUGAAAGAGAUCAUAACUCCCAAAACAUGAAUAAUAAUGUACAGAGCUCUACUCCCACUCGCAACAGUUCUAUAACGAUCAGUAGGCGGAAUUGGUUGCGCGAAAAAAAAGAAUACAUUCAUCCAACUUCAAGCUUGCUUCUCUGUUUUUUUU